Laccaria bicolor S238N-H82 is the source of this 945-nucleotide messenger RNA. RefSeq lists its product as uncharacterized. Lineage: Eukaryota; Fungi; Basidiomycota; Agaricomycetes; Agaricales; Hydnangiaceae. Bases 1 to 945 code for a protein of 314 amino acids. The transcript is spliced from 6 exons. The record is from RefSeq and is a predicted model, not a curated record.
AUGGCCACAAUCACAAUCAUCAUCAUCACGGUCAUCAUCACUCCGAACCGUCACGCCUGGGGUGCCUGGAGUGGUUCCUCCACAAGACUUGGGUUGGGAGCCUCAUUACGCAGCUUGUCUGGACGACAAUAUCUAAAAAGUGCGUUUGACGUAUAUAAAAUUCCAAAUGAAUCCCCUCUCCGGCGUACACACUCAACAUUUUGGGGUCUUCGUAUCAGCGAUGAAGGACUGGUACGGCCGGACAGCUUCCAUGGGCUGGCAGCCGCAGGGCUUAUUGACCUCGCUGCUCCUACCCGAGCUAUUGGAUAUGCCGAAGACGGGAAAUCUCUGCUCCUGAGUGACGGACAGACGCUUCCGGCGAAAGUUGUGAUUUUAGCCACAGGGUAUCAAUCUUCCUGGUCGCCUAUCUUCGAAAAGCUUGGCAUCGCCAGACACACCCUGACUUAUAAUUUUGAACGCGAAUGGAAAUAUGCUUCACUGGCAAACGCACCCCCUCAAUCCCCUGAACAAAGCAAAUGGGUUACUUCAAUACACCGUUCAUUGUUCCCGCGAAAAAUAUUAACAGGCGUGACUUUGCGAUUGCAGUUCUCUGCUGAUUUCGCCUAUAUCAGCGAAGUAGCUGCUCACUGGACAGUGUCGUAUUUUCGCAACGAUCCCAUGCGCCUCCCCUCAUCUAUCGAAAACGCCAUGUUUGAAGGGGAGCGAAAGUCCGCCUGGAUGAAGACCCGCUUUCCUCACAUGUUGUCUUGGCUGAACGACAGCCAUAGUGGUGGUCUGGAUUUCAUGACUUGGCCACAAGCCGUUGACGAGCUAUUGGAAGAUAUGUUUCUUCCAAGUUCGCGCAGUGGUGGUAAUUGGUUGACCUGGCCUUUCAAAAUUAUUGACGUAAAAGAAAUCGCAACCUUGAGUGAGGAACGUCGCUCAUUAAGAGGACCGUCGCCCUGA